This is a messenger RNA of Solanum dulcamara, 1095 nucleotides long. Its product is annotated as acid phosphatase 1. The record is from RefSeq and is a predicted model, not a curated record. The transcript is spliced from 3 exons. Bases 102 to 872 code for a protein of 256 amino acids. Lineage: Eukaryota; Viridiplantae; Streptophyta; Magnoliopsida; Solanales; Solanaceae. Gene Ontology annotation, molecular function: acid phosphatase activity.
CCCAUGUGAUCCUUCCAUUUUGAAAUUUAUCACUACAAUAAGUAGCUACACAAAAAUCAACUAAAACUCCAACUUUCUCAAACUUUUUCUCUCAAAAAAAAAUGGCAAGAAAAUUUGGAAUUUUCUUCACAAUCUUUUGCAUUCUCUUAACUUCAUGUCUUGCAGAUUGGAACAUUUUGAAUGAGCACAAAACCAAGAGUGGUCUCAAAAUUAGCCUCAAGAAUUAUUGUGAGAGUUGGAGAAUGAAUGUUGAGUUGCAUAACAUUAGAGACUAUGUUGUUGUCCCUCAAGAAUGUGUUGCAUAUAUUGGAAAAUACAUGACUUCUACACAAUACAAAGUGGAUUCUGAAAGAACAAUUGAUGAAUGUAUACUUCAUCUUAGUACUAAUUGUAUUUUGGAAAAUGAUGAGAAAGAUGCUUGGAUUUUUGACAUUGAUGACACUCUUCUUUCCUCUGUUCCUUACUACAAGAAAAAUGGUUUUGGGGGAAAUAAGCCAAAUGAAACAUCUUUGGAGGAUUGGAUGAGCCAAGGGAAAGGAACAGCAUUGGAUCAUUCUUUGAAGUUGUUCAAUCAUCUUAAAGGUCUAGGAGUUCAAAUAUUUCUUGUUUCUUCAAGAAAAGAACAUCUUAGAUCUGCCACUGUUGACAAUCUUGUCCAUGUUGGUUUCUAUGGGUGGAAUAGCCUUAUACUAAGAGAUCAAGAAGAUGAAUGCAAGAAUGCUCAAAGAUUUAAGUCAGAGAUAAGAAGUAAACUUAUAAGCAAAGGCUAUAGAAUUGUGGGCAUUAUUGGAGACCAAUGGAGCAGCAUUGAGGGUCUUCCAAGUGCAAAAAGAUCAUUCAAACUUCCAAAUCCAAUGUACUAUGUUGCUUGAUAUGGAUCCAAUUUGUUCCUUUCACUUGUGAAUUUGUCAAGUUUUUGUGAGGGAAACAAACAUGAUGUCUUGGAUGUUAUAUGUUGUUAUUUUUGUGAUGUGGAUUAUUGUUGGAAAUAAUUUUGUGAAGAAACUUGAUGGUUUGGUUGAUUUCACACUAAAUAUUGGAGAAUUGCAAAGUCGAUCCAUCCAUAUUUUUUAUGGCAAUUAUUGGAGUAAGCAA